UUAAGUAGAGACGUCACUAAGAACACGCGCACGCGCAAAUCCGCUGUGUCGAGUCUAAAACGGAAAUACAAGCACGCGGGCUUCCGGCACAGUCUCGCACAAUAGCACGAAAAUGGCGAAGAUCGCCAAAACUCACGAAGACAUUGAGGCCCAGAUCCUGGAGAUCCAGGGGAUGAAGGCUGCCCUGUUGGAGGAGGGAGAUCAGGGUGUGAGCCUGGAGUCCACUGGUUACUAUGACCAGGAGAUCUAUGGGGGGAGCGACAGCCGCUUUGCUGGAUAUGUCACCUCUAUCGCAGCCAAUGAGCAGGAGGAUGAUGAUGAGGAAGACUCUUCCACUAGUCUUCUGGGACAGAAGAAACCAGGGUAUCAUGCUCCAGUCGCUAUACUCAAUGCUAUUCCCCAGUCAGAUGAACAGUAUGAUCCGUUUGCUGAGCACCGUCCUCAGAAGAUUGCUGACCGGGAAGAUGAGUACAAAGCUCGUCGGCGACAGAUGAUCAUCUCUCCUGAGCGGCUCGACCCAUUUGCAGAUGGAGGCAAAACGCCAGACCCCAAGGUACAGGCCCGGACGUACAUGGACGUCAUGAGGGAGCAGCACCUCACCAAAGAGGAGAAAGAGAUCCGCCAGCAGCUGGCAGAAAAGGCCAAAUCCGGGGACCUGAAAGUUGUCAACGGCUCCACAGCCUCACAGGCCGCCAACGCAGUCAAGCGGAAGCGACGCUGGGACCAGACUGCCGACCAGACGCCCAGCAACUCCACGCCCAAGAAGGUGUCCAGCUGGGACCAGGCUGAUGCCGCUUCAGAGACUCCAGGCCACACCCCCUCAAACAGCCGCUGGGACGAGACGCCCGGCCGGCCCAGGGGCAGCGAGACUCCCGGGGCCACACCCAGCUCACGCAUGUGGGAGCCCACGCCCAGCCACACGCCGGCCGGAGCCGCCACGCCGGGCCGUGGGGACACACCCGGGCAUGCCACGCCGGGCCACGGGGGAGCCACCUCCAGUGUGAGGAAGAACCGCUGGGACGAGACUCCAAAGACGGAGAGGGAGACCCCUGGCCAUGGCAGCGGCUGGGCUGAGACCCCCCGCACUGACCGCGGCGAUGAGUCUGUCGGGGAAACCCCCACCCCUGGUGCCAGCAAAAGGAAGUCCCGCUGGGAUGAGACCCCUGCCAGCCAGAUGGGCUCCUCCACCCCCCUCCUAACUCCAGGGAAGACUCCCAUUGGGACCCCAGCGAUGAACAUGGCCACCCCCACACCUGGGCACCUUAUGAGCAUGACGCCAGAGCAGCUGCAGGCCUGGCGCUGGGAGAGAGAGAUUGAUGAAAGGAACCGGCCACUUACUGAUGAGGAGCUGGAUGCCAUGUUCCCAGAAGGUUACAAGGUGUUGCCGCCCCCGGCAGGUUAUGUACCCAUCCGCACUCCAGCCCGCAAGCUGACUGCCACUCCAACCCCCAUUGGAGGCAUGACUGGUUUCCACAUGCAGACUGAAGAUCGCAGCCUGAAAUCGGUCAAUGACCAGCCUUCUGGGAACCUCCCCUUCCUCAAACCCGAUGACAUCCAGUAUUUUGACAAGUUGCUGGUGGAAGUGGACGAGUCUACUUUAAGCCCAGAGGAACAGAAGGAGCGUAAAAUCAUGAAGCUUCUGCUGAAGAUCAAGAAUGGUACUCCUCCCAUGAGAAAAGCUGCUCUUCGUCAGAUCACCGACAAGGCUCGCGAGUUUGGGGCAGGACCCCUCUUCAACCAGAUCCUGCCCUUGCUCAUGUCGCCCACCCUAGAGGAUCAGGAGCGUCACCUGCUGGUCAAGGUCAUUGACCGUAUCCUGUACAAGCUGGAUGACUUGGUCCGGCCCUACGUUCACAAGAUCCUGGUGGUGAUUGAGCCCCUGUUGAUCGAUGAGGAUUACUAUGCGAGAGUGGAAGGCAGAGAAAUCAUCUCUAACUUGGCCAAGGCGGCAGGUUUGGCCACCAUGAUCUCCACCAUGAGGCCCGAUAUCGACAACAUGGAUGAGUACGUGAGGAACACAACAGCUCGCGCCUUCGCAGUGGUGGCUUCCGCCUUGGGCAUCCCAUCCCUCCUGCCCUUCCUUAAGGCUGUGUGCAAGAGCAAGAAGUCCUGGCAGGCGCGGCAUACCGGGAUCAAGAUCGUGCAGCAGAUUGCCAUCCUCAUGGGCUGUGCUAUCUUGCCUCACCUGCGUAGCUUGGUGGAGAUCAUUGAGCAUGGGCUGGUGGACGAGCAGCAGAAGGUGCGCACAAUCAGUGCCCUGGCCAUCGCUGCUUUGGCUGAGGCUGCCACUCCUUAUGGUAUCGAGUCAUUCGACUCUGUGCUCAAACCCCUCUGGAAGGGUAUUCGACAACACAGAGGCAAGGGUCUGGCUGCCUUCUUGAAAGCCAUUGGUUAUCUGAUCCCCCUGAUGGAUGCUGAAUAUGCCAACUACUACACCAGGGAAGUGAUGUUGAUCCUCAUCAGAGAGUUCCAGUCCCCCGAUGAGGAAAUGAAGAAGAUUGUACUCAAGGUGGUGAAGCAGUGCUGUGGCACUGAUGGUGUCGAGGCCAACUACAUUAAGACUGAAAUCCUGCCGCCUUUCUUCAAGCACUUCUGGCAGCAUAGGAUGGCUCUGGAUCGACGCAACUACAGACAGCUGGUGGAUACCACUGUGGAACUGGCCAACAAGGUGGGCGCAGCAGAGAUCAUCUGCCGAAUUGUGGACGAUCUGAAAGAUGAAGCGGAGCAGUACAGAAAGAUGGUCAUGGAGACCAUUGAGAAGAUCAUGGGUAACCUAGGUGCGGCAGACAUUGACCAUAAGCUUGAGGAACAGCUCAUUGAUGGCAUACUCUAUGCCUUCCAGGAACAGACCACAGAGGACUCUGUGAUGCUGAAUGGCUUUGGCACAGUGGUCAAUGCCCUUGGGAAGCGGGUGAAGCCCUAUUUGCCUCAGAUCUGCGGUACAGUCCUGUGGCGCCUCAACAACAAAUCCGCGAAGGUGCGACAGCAGGCGGCCGAUCUUAUAUCUCGCACUGCCGUGGUCAUGAAGACCUGUCAAGAGGAGAAGCUAAUGGGUCACUUGGGUGUGGUCUUGUAUGAAUACCUGGGAGAGGAAUACCCUGAAGUGCUGGGCAGUAUUUUGGGAGCCCUGAAGGCCAUUGUCAAUGUCAUUGGCAUGCAUAAAAUGACCCCACCCAUCAAAGAUCUUUUGCCCCGCCUGACGCCCAUCUUGAAGAACAGGCACGAGAAGGUGCAAGAGAACUGCAUUGACCUGGUGGGCCGAAUUGCUGACAGGGGUGCGGAAUAUGUGUCUGCUCGAGAAUGGAUGAGGAUCUGCUUUGAGCUGCUGGAGUUAUUGAAGGCCCACAAGAAAGCCAUUCGGAGAGCCACUGUCAACACCUUCGGCUACAUCGCCAAGGCCAUUGGGCCUCACGAUGUGCUGGCCACCCUGCUGAACAACCUGAAGGUGCAGGAACGUCAGAACCGUGUCUGUACCACAGUGGCCAUCGCUAUUGUAGCUGAGACCUGCUCACCUUUCACCGUGCUCCCUGCACUCAUGAACGAGUACCGCGUGCCUGAACUCAACGUCCAGAACGGCGUGCUCAAGUCCCUCUCUUUCCUCUUCGAGUACAUCGGAGAAAUGGGCAAGGAUUAUAUCUAUGCUGUCACCCCCCUUCUGGAAGAUGCCCUCAUGGACAGAGACCUGGUGCAUCGGCAGACAGCCAGUGCCGUUGUCCAGCACAUGUCCCUGGGCGUUUACGGCUUUGGGUGCGAGGACUCACUCAACCACCUGCUCAACUACGUGUGGCCCAACGUGUUUGAGACGUCGCCGCACGUCAUCCAGGCAGUGAUGGGCGCUCUGGAGGGCCUCCGGGUUGCCAUUGGGCCCUGCCGUAUGCUACAGUACUGUCUGCAGGGCCUGUUCCACCCAGCCAGGAAGGUACGUGAUGUGUACUGGAAGAUCUACAACUCCAUCUACAUUGGAUCUCAGGAUGCUCUGAUCGCUCACUAUCCGCACAUCUACAACGACGAGAAGAACCCUUUCAUUCGCUACGAGCUGGAGUACUUCUUAUAGAGUCUUGUUACUCUGUCCCUCCAUUCAUGUGUACUGCCUCUUAGGGAACAGGACUUUACGUACACACACGUACACACACGUACACACACGUACACACACGUACACACACGUACACACACGUACACACACGUACACACACGUACACACACGUACACACACGUACACACACGUACACACACGUACACAGGAUUCAUUCUGUUUAGUUGUAUGUGUCUGAUAGUGAGAGACCAAUCAGCCACGCUGGCAGCAAGCAUUGUUUUUAUUAAGACAUUUAAACUCCAAUGAAACAACUGAUUCAGUAACUUCAGUUUUAAAACUUUUUUUGUUUGAAAAAUGACAGAGGGGUCAUGGCCUCUUUAGAAAUGGUCAGUGAGAUGUUGUUAUAACCUUAAAUAUUACUGUCCUAGUUUAGCAGCCUUUCAAGGGAGUUCAUCCUGGGGCCCAGCCUUCCUUUCUCUGUUCUUAAUUGAGAUAUUUCUUUAUUUGAAAUAAACGUUUGUGUAUAAAA
Brienomyrus brachyistius is the source of this 4562-nucleotide messenger RNA. It is a transcript of the gene sf3b1, whose product is annotated as splicing factor 3b, subunit 1. The transcript has 25 exons. Gene Ontology annotation, cellular component: catalytic step 2 spliceosome; U12-type spliceosomal complex; U2-type prespliceosome. Gene Ontology annotation, molecular function: mRNA binding. Gene Ontology annotation, biological process: spliceosomal complex assembly. Bases 113 to 4054 code for a protein of 1313 amino acids. NCBI's taxonomy places the organism in Eukaryota, Metazoa, Chordata, Actinopteri, Osteoglossiformes, Mormyridae. The record is from RefSeq and is a predicted model, not a curated record.